Molecule: messenger RNA, 2610 nt
Organism: Brassica rapa (field mustard)
Lineage: Eukaryota; Viridiplantae; Streptophyta; Magnoliopsida; Brassicales; Brassicaceae
Product: protein SPOROCYTELESS
Molecular function (GO): DNA-binding transcription factor activity
Source: RefSeq, a predicted model, not a curated record
UAAAUCUUAUCACAUAUAAUACGUUUAUAUUAUAGCUAAAGAUGUCCGUCACCGUAGAUUAAUUUAUAAGCUUACUCUUAAUAAUUAUAUGGUCUAAAUGAAAUGAUAAUAUAAAAAUAAAUAUAUAACUGCAACUGUAACUCGACUUGCUUAUUUUGGAUGAUAUGAGCUGAGUAAAAUCACGUUGUUUCAGACAUUGCUCGCUACAAUCGGCGAAUGGUCUCAUGUCUCGACACCUGUUGCCUUCUCCGCGGGUUUUAUAUUAUAUUCGUGUAGAAUACGCUCUGUUUCUAUUGGAGCGUGGUUCACAUGUCACGACUAAAGUCUUGCAUCAAUCUCUGAUACGCUGCCUUUCAAAAAUAUUAAAACGUCCUUCUUUCUUUUUAUCAAGCAUUUGAAUUCCUAAAAUUCACUAGUUUAUCAUUAUAUAUUACACAAAUUGAUGAUUCUCAUUGUAAAAUGGUGGAUACAAGAAUUAGGAUCCAGCGGAAAAAUUGCUAUCAUUUGCACACUAUAUUAGUGUAUAUAAGCUCUGAACGUAGUUAGUGUAUUACAAUUCUAAAAAAGGUAGGUUAAUAAAUAAAGAAGUGAGGAAUGAGGAUUAUUGAAAGAGGGAUGCACCGUUUAAUGGGGGUAGAUGCGAAACAAAGUCAAAUUACCAUACUAUUUUGUUGAAUUUUCCCUUCUCAAUCCAAUGCAUGCUCAGCAUCAAUCAAUCAUGCAUUCGUGCUAUAACAUACGGUAAGUUUCAGUUACGAACUCUCUCAUAUUUAAAUCACUUAUUCCAUUCCAUUGAUUAAAGUCAAAUACUAACAUAAUACUCUAGUUAUAGAUAGUGGAUUAGUGAUUGCAUUAAACCCAUUUACGGACACAUGUAACAUUAGUUUACACACGUAAGUUAGAAAUGUAUACAAGGGCAAAACGAAUAAUUAUAUCUGGUUAACUAUAAAAGUAAGAAAGUAACUAAAGAAAAGCUUCUACUUAUCUUUUUUUGAAUUUAAAAGGGCUUUAAUCUAGUAUAGGGGGUAAGAAUAAGAAGUUAAAAGGUAAAAAAAGAUACGUUUUAAUUAUCCUCAUAUAGUACCUGGAAAUAACAGAAAAACAAAAAACAAAGGUAAGUACUUUGCUUGCUUUAAGUAUAUUAUGAACCCAAAAAAGAUAUAUACACAAGACACAUUAAAAGAGAGAGCAGAAACAAGAUACACACACUUAAACCUAUUUGCCUUUUCUCUCUUCACUUCUCUCUCUAACAAGAAAGCUCUCUCUCAGUGAUCAUCAUCAAUGGCGACUUCUCUCUCCUUCAUGUCAACAGACCAAAACUCUUCUCUCUCCUUCAUGUCAACAGACCAAAACUCCGUCAGAAACCCAAACGAGCUUCUCAGAAACACUUACCAGCUUGUCAACGGCGAGAUCCGGACAGAGCCGCCGAAGAAGAGCCGUGGUCGGAAACCUGGAUCGAAGACAGGUCAGCAAAACCAGAAGAAGCCGACGCUGAGAGGAAUGGGUGUGGCUAAGCUCGAGCGAGUCAUAGCUGAGGAAGAGAAGAAGAAAACUGUCGUCGCCGGAGGAGAAGGAGACACGUCAGCUGCGAGCCCUAACGCCAACCGUUUAUUACCGGUCUUACCCGACCGGGGUGUUGUGCUGCAAGGCUUUCCAAGCUACGGUGGUGGGCCCACCAACACGUCUCUCGGAGGGUAUACUCGAAGCAGGUUCCUUUGCGGGGGAGGAGCCGGGUCGGGUCAGAUCGUGAUCGACCCGGUUUGUUCUCCUUGGGGUUUUGUUGAGACAUCUACUCAUGAGCUCUCUUCAAUCCCAAAUCCUCAAAUGUAUAACGCCUCCAAUAAUCACUGUGACACGUGCUUCAAGAAGAAACGUUUGGACGGAGAUCAAAAUGUGGUGAGAUCCAACGGUGGUGGGUUUUCGAAAUACACAAUGAUGAUUCCUCCUCCUCCUCCUCCAAUGAACGGCUACGAUGAUCAGAGGAGCCAAGGCUUCUUUUAUGAUCAACGAAUCGCCAGAUCAGCUCCAGUUUCUGCUUCCAUGAAUCCGUACUUCAACGAGGCGACAAAUCUCACGGGAGCAAUGGAGGAGUUUGGUAGCUUAAACCCUAGGAACGGAACAAGAGGUGUGAAGGAGUACGAGUUUUUCCCGGGGAAAUACGAUGAUUUCCAAGGAAACUCGUUUCCAGUGGCUACAUCAGUAGGUGAUUGCAGUCCUAAUACUACAUCAUCCACUAUCGAUCUGUCCUUGAAGCUUUAAAUGUUAUUAAUUUUUUGCUCUUUCUCUUUCUAUCUAUGUUAAACAAAUCGUCUUUUUUUCUUUUUGUUAUAAUGAAGUAGAAGAAAGUAUGAAACAGAAGGAAAAAAAACAAACCGAUUUUUUGGUGUAUGCAUCUGAAGUGUGAAUCAAAGAAUGAUUCAGCUUUUUGAUUACCCUUUCGGUUGUUUAUUAUGAGAUUUUAACCUAAACACUCAGACAUUUGUUCUGUGAUCUCUUCCUUAGUUGUGUCAUGAAACUUCUCUCUCUCUCUUAAGCUGUUUCAGAUCUCUUGGGGCUUGGAUCCAUUUUGUGUUUCUUUAGUUAGGCAAUGAUGAUGUCAUGAUUCAUUUA